UUAAUCAUGAUGAUAAGACUUUUUUCUGUAUUCAGACUGAUUCUAAGAAUGGGUGUCCCGCCAAACUUGUGUAACAAAAAUACCCAGCUGCUCCUGAAAUAUGUUUUUUAUGAUACACAGAUGGCGCUAGAGCCGCGAAGGCGCGAGCUUGCCUCGUUUAAAUAGUUUGAUCGAUAAACACGGUAUGCAGCAGUGUCAAAGAAGGUAUUUUUACCGUGACACGUGCCCUUUACAGUGUUUGGUUACUGAAUUUAUUUAUGAUUUUGAUCGUAUUUAUCCUCUACUCUUAUAAGAAAUACCUGCUGUAUACAUCUGGUAAAAUAUGGCGCCACAUGUGAAAAAUUCAAAGAAUCUCAUUCAUCGUGCGCAAAUCACUACCGACCCGCAGAAAGCUAUAGCGGAAUAUUUCAUAUCCAAAGCAGAAGGCAGGAAUAUAAAAAAAUUGUCAGAAUGGGACGAUGCUCGAAUAAGUCCGGCAGCCGAAUUGGUGAAGGCACGUCGCGAAUUAGACCUAGCCGAGAAUCAACUAACAGAGAAACAGCAGGAGCAGAUUGAGAAAAGAAAAGAAAUGGACAAGCACUGGGCAGAAUUGAGGCGAAAGGAGCUUAUUUUUCGUCAGUCGUUUCAAAAGUUUAAUAAAUUUGCCAAGGAAAAUCAAGAAAAACGAGAAAGGGCCGAACACAAAAUUGCCGAGGAACUUUUACUGCAAAACAAACGACGAGAAGAGAUAAGGGAGAUGGAAGCGAAGUUGAACGACAUGAAAGAAAUAAAAAAAAGCAUGGAGAAACACGUGGCAGAUUACGGCAUGUAUCAAGAAUAUUUGGAGAGAGUGAUCUCUGAGACAGGGCAAUUUCAAUCUAUAUCCGAAAUUCUGACGCGAUACGAAUGCUUAACCGAGGCUAGAAAAGAACUUUCCGAACGACAGGAUGAAAAUCUUCAAGCACUGGAGGACGCAAGCACAGAAAUGGUUCGUCUGACAGACGACAAGGCUCAAAAGUUAAUAAAUUUGAACAACAGAUUGGCGGAUCUACAGGGCAGAUACGACAAAGCGAAAGUGAACGCUUUGCGUUGGGAAACUGCGGUACAGAGAAUCAAGGAAACGACUGCAGCGAAGCAUCUCGAAUUGACUCAAGUUCGAGCAUGUUGCUGGAAUGUUUAUCAGCAGAUUUGCAGGCGCAAGGGGAUUCCCGUAGAAGUGGAUCGCGAUGACGUUGAACGCCAAUUGGUGCACAUCAAACGAACUAUUCUGGAACUGAAACGGAUCGUUCGCGUAGCUCGAAGGAAGGCACAAACAGAAGCAAAGUCAAAGGAUGCUUGAGCUUAACUCGCAAGUUAUAGGGUAGCAUCCCGCUACGCUUCAAACUACGCGAUGGAAAGCUUAAUGAGACUUAAAAAUUUUCCCUUUUGCUUUGACCUUAAGGGGGGGGGGCA
Messenger RNA from Neodiprion virginianus, 1431 nucleotides. RefSeq names its product coiled-coil domain-containing protein 42 homolog. The record is from RefSeq and is a predicted model, not a curated record. The transcript is spliced from 4 exons. NCBI's taxonomy places the organism in Eukaryota, Metazoa, Arthropoda, Insecta, Hymenoptera, Diprionidae. The coding region runs from base 323 to 1318 and encodes 331 amino acids.